This is a messenger RNA of Triticum urartu, 1997 nucleotides long. The record is from RefSeq and is a predicted model, not a curated record. NCBI's taxonomy places the organism in Eukaryota, Viridiplantae, Streptophyta, Magnoliopsida, Poales, Poaceae.
AUAUAUUUCCCUAUUAAUUCGAUCCUUCUUCCCCAACCCAGUCCAAGCCUUGACCAAGCGCGCUGCCCCCUCUCUCUCUCUCGCCGAUAUAACCAACCCCAAACCCCCACAACGCCGGCCAUCCACACACACACUCCACUGCGCACAAUUCCACCAUCAGCAAUGCCUCCUCCCCUCCGCCUCCUCGCCCUCCUCCUCCUCCUCCACCUCCCCUUCGCCCUCUCCUCCCGCCACCACCACAAAGCCCCGGCGCCGCCGCCCCGGAAGGCGCCUCCUCCGGCGGCCAACUACGCGGCGCCGCUCCCCGUCCUCCUCGCCUGCAACGCCACCCGCUUCCGGCCCGCCUGCGUCGCCACGCUCUCCGCCGCCAACGUCACCGCCGCGUCCUCCCCCUCCGACCUCCUCGGCGCCACGCUCUCCGCGCUCCGCGCCCGCUUCCCGCCGGCCGUCUCCACCGCGCGCUCCGUCCUCGCCUCCUCCAAGAACGUCAACCUCACGACCGCCGCCACCAACUGCCUCACCGCCCUCUCCCUCUCCUCGCACCGCCUCGAGCCGCCGCCCUCGCCGUCGGCGCUCAUGCCCGCCUCCGCCUCGCUCCUCCACCUCUACGACUGCUGGUCCGCCUACAAGUACGUCAACUUCUCGCGGACCAUCUACGAUGCCAUGGCGUACCUCAACGACACCAUCACCGUCAACAGCAACUACAUCUCCAUGCUCGCCGCGCUGAAGCGGUACGGCGACGACACGUCCGCCUGGGCGCCGCCGCAGACGGAGCGCGACGGGUACUGGCCUUCGCCCGCGGCGUCGGGGGCCGACGUGGACGCGCUCGGCGUGCCCAAGGGGCUCCCCGCGGACGCGACGGUGUGCGGCGCCGGGUGCGACUACAGGACAGUGCGGGAGGCGGUGGCGGCCGCGCCGGACAACGGGGGCAAGAGGUUCGUGGUGUACGUGAAGGCAGGCGUGUACAAGGAGACGGUGAGCGUGCCGUGGGAGAAGACCAACCUGGUGCUGGUCGGCGACGGCAUGGGGAAGACGGUCCUCACCGGCGACCUCAACGCGGACACGCCCGGCGUGUCCACGUUCAACACGGCCACCGUAGGCGUGCUCGCGGACGGCUUCAUGGCGCGCGACCUGACGAUCGCGAACACGGCGGGGCCGGACGCGCACCAGGCGGUGGCGUUCCGGUCCACGGGCGACCGCACGGUGCUGGACACGGUGGAGCUGCUGGGGCACCAGGACACGCUGUACGUGCACGCCAUGCGCCAGUUCUACACCCGCUGCCGCGUGGCCGGCACGGUGGACUUCGUCUUCGGCAACUCGGCCGCCGUGCUCCACGACAGCGACCUCGUCGUGCUGCCCCGGCAGCUGCGGCCGGAGAAGGGCGAGACGGACGCGCUGACGGCGCAGGGCCGCACCGACCCGGCGCAGCCCACGGGGAUCGUGCUCCGGGGCUGCCGCGUCAACGGCAGCGACGAGUACAUGGUCUUCUACCGGCAGAAGCCCGGCGUGCACCACGUGUUCCUCGGCCGGCCGUGGAAGGAGUACUCCCGCACGGUGUUCGUCGGGUGCACGAUGGCUGAGAUCGUGCGGCCCGAGGGGUGGAUGCCAUGGAGCGGCGACUUCGCGCUCAAGACGCUCUACUACGGGGAGUAUGAUAGCGCCGGCCCUGGCGCCGGCGGGCGGGGAGGCGGCAGGGUGGCGUGGAGCAGCCAGGUGCCCAAGGAGCGCGUCGACGUCUACAGCGUCGCCAGCUUCAUACAGGGGGACGAGUGGAUACCCAAAGUGAAGUAGGCUUUUUAGUCCUGGUAGCAUGCAUAAUCGAUACCGUCAGAAAAAAAAGAGCAUGCAUAAUCGAGCUCGCGUGGGCUGGUGGACCGGUCGGCGAUGAUCGUGCCACUCGGUCACGGAUGUACUGCAGUCGUUGCAGUUAUGCAAAUGCAGUGGUGCCUAACGCAAAUGGGAGUGGGCGCCGAUCUUGAUCGGUGUUGAUUGGUGAA